UUCUCCAGCCUCUCUCCAAGUCGCAGCUCUAUUGCAAGAACAGAACCCGAAGAGGAAAAUAAGUUACAGAAUGUAGAACAUACAUUAACAAACGAACAGUCAGCGGUUCUGGCCAAAGUUAAAAUUGUAGAAUCUUCCACUGCCAUAGGAAGUCCACAACAUGAUCCAAAGAUUCCACAACAACAAACAAGCUCUCCCGUCCCUCCAAGACGCAGGAGUAUUGCUAAAGAAAAUAAGAUCCAGAUUGUUGAACCGAUAGUGAAAGCUCUUCAAAUUGAUGAAUCUACUAGUUCUUCAGUUGAUAUUGUAUCAGAAGCAACGAAAACUGAAUCAAAGAUUAUAUCUUCAUCUAUAGUUACAGGACCAAAUGAUAAACAAGCUGUUGAAACUAAAACAGUUACAUUUAUUGAAAGUUCACAAACUGAGCACAAAAUCCCAGAUCAAAUAAAUCUACCGAAGCCGACAACUUCAGAACUGCCCCUUGUUGAAGAAACUAAGAUAGCGAAUACAGAACACACUUUAACAAACGUGGCGGUGACUGGAAAUUUGCCUGAAGAUAAAAUAAAUAGACAACCUCUAAGUCAAUCAAGUGAACGCAAAGGCCUUAAUAAUCUUUCAACUGCUCAAAAGUAUUGUUUCAAAGAAAACAACAACGCUGAGAAUUACGAGUACUUAAACAAGCCUUUGACAAUUUUUGAAAACUCUGAGAGAAAAUCAGAACGUCCUGACGAUGGAGGAGCACAACCCAAACCAAAAUCAGUCAAGGAAAUUAUUGAUUCAAUCAAUCGGAGUCAGAAACUGCUCAAAGAUAGUGCAGCAAAGGGAACUACGGUGUAUUCAACCGCUUUAUACACUGAAAACAACAAUAUUGGACCGAUAAGUAAUCAAAGAAGUUCGCAGGUGCCUCAGGAGAUAUCUCCAAAUAUAUCAACGGCCAGCAGCUCGGGUGCUCCGUUGGAAAAUGAGCAGCAAGUGGAACAAAACUAUUUUCAAAAAAGCAAAAUCAAUAAAACCGCCUUUCAAUAUCGUGAGUCUUCCCCAACAGCGUUAAAUUUAGAUUGGAAUCCUCUGCCAAAACCAAAGAGAAUUAAUAACGGUUCAUCAACUUAAAAUAAAUUAUUCGAUUGUAUAUGGCUUUAGAAUUGCAUAAUUCAAUAGUUUUAGUUUCAAAUUAAUUUCUGUGCUAUGAAAUGUCCAAAAAAAAAAAAGCUUUGUAACUUGUGUAACUAUAUUUUUUGUAUGUAAUAAAUGUAUGAUAUGUGUAUCAGUUUGAUGGAUCUACUUGAUGUUUUCUAUUUAUAAAUUCUGGCUCCCAGUUUAAGAUGAAUUUUAUGAAUUCAAGACUAAGUAACGAAUAUACAUAUUUAUGUAAAGCAAUCAAGGUUCAAAAAUAAUACUCCCAUGUUAACGUCUCCAAGGUAGUCUUGGCACCUACAGGGGGUUUGUUUUUCAUACAUUUUCAGUGAAAUAAAGUCUUUAUUUAAAUGUCAUAAAAUUUACUUAUAAACUUAUGUAUAAACCAUCUAAAAUGCAUUAUAAGUACAUAUGUUGUUGGAAUAAACUUAGCUGUCCACGAAAAUUAUUCAAAUGUAUAUUUGUUGUUUUGACUGUAAUUAUGUUUAUUAUAGUAUUUUGUUUAAUGAUUAAAUGGUCUUACAUGAUAUAAUCCCCUGAUCAGGAUAUUGAAGUG
This is a messenger RNA of Drosophila sulfurigaster albostrigata, 1690 nucleotides long. RefSeq lists its product as uncharacterized. The record is from RefSeq and is a predicted model, not a curated record. The annotation marks the transcript as partial. The transcript has a single exon. Lineage: Eukaryota; Metazoa; Arthropoda; Insecta; Diptera; Drosophilidae.